Messenger RNA from Prorocentrum cordatum, 465 nucleotides. The record is from the annotation of a GenBank genome assembly. Lineage: Eukaryota; Dinophyceae; Prorocentrales; Prorocentraceae.
AUGGCGGAGCGGGCGGCGCGGCUUCACGAGGAGGCUGCGCAGGCGGUCGCGGGCUCCGCGCACCUGCCCGAGCGGCAGGAGGCGCUGGAGAGCUCCCUGAGACCUGAGGGCAUGCGAGCGACGGAGGAAAACGCGGAGAAGGAGAAGGCUGCGGCCCGACCCGGCGGGGGCCGGGCCGCGGGCGCCGCGGGCGCCGCGAGGGGGCCGCGGUGGGCCCCCGGCAUGCCGGCGCUGCUGCUCCCGCCCAUGUUCGCCUCGCACAUGCGGCCGCAGCAGGGCGCGGCGACGCGCCUGUGGGGACUGUGCGCGCCGGGGCUCGGGCCGGUCGGGGUGCAGUACGAGGGGGAGGAGGUCGCGGCGGCCGAGGUGGACGCGGUGUCCGGCCGCUGGGAGGCGCGGCUGCCGCCCCGGGAGGCCACGCUCCAGCCGGCGGUCAUCCGCGUCUACGCGGGGAACGCGACCUGA